This is a messenger RNA of Hibiscus syriacus, 1875 nucleotides long. Its product is annotated as fasciclin-like arabinogalactan protein 15. Lineage: Eukaryota; Viridiplantae; Streptophyta; Magnoliopsida; Malvales; Malvaceae. The record is from RefSeq and is a predicted model, not a curated record. The transcript has 3 exons. The coding region runs from base 57 to 1415 and encodes 452 amino acids.
AACUCAUAAUCCUCUGAGAGAGAGAAAGAAGAAACAGUUCUUUCUGGUCAUCAGUAAUGGCUGCCAAGUUCUUCACCUUCCUUCUUCUUCUUCUUCAAAUCUCAUGUUCAACGCUCUCAUUUGCAUUGCAAGAGACCUCACCGGCGACGAAUCACACGGGCCAGAUAAAUUCCAACUCGGUCUUGGUGGCUCUGUUGGACUCGCAUUACACUGAGCUUGCCGAGUUGGUGGAGAAGGCUUUGUUAUUGCAGACCCUUGAAGAAGUUGUGGGCAAGCACAAUAUCACCAUUUUCGCUCCCAAAAAUGAAGCUCUGGAGCGGGAUCUCGACCCUGAGUUCAAGCGGUUCUUGCUCGAGCCUGGUAAUCUCAAGUCUCUUCAAACUCUUUUGCUCUAUCACAUUGUGCCCGUUAAGAUCGAUCCGAAAUCGAAUUCGGCGUUAACUCACCACCGGACUUUAUCGAACCACCGAGUCGAACUCAGCGGCGACGAUUCGUCCGGCGUCAAAUUCAUAGGUACGGCUAAACUCAUUACCCCCAAUGCUAUCAACCGUCCCGACGGUGUCAUCCACGGGAUCGAACAGCUCUUAAUCCCCCGAUCAGUACAGCAAGAUUUCAACAACCGUAGAAGCCUCCGUUCAAUCUCCGCCGUCAAACCGGAAGGAGCUCCGGAAGUCGAUCCCAGAACCCACCGCUUGAAAAAACCAGCCCCUCCCGUCAACCCCGGCUCGCCGCCCGUCCUCCCAAUCUACGACGCCAUGGCCCCUGGCCCGUCGCUAGCUCCGGCACCGGCACCGGGACCCGGCGGACCCCACCACCAUUUCAAUGGGAUGAGGCAAGUCAAAGAUUUCAUACAGACCCUGUUACAGUACGGCGGGUACAACGAAAUGGCGGACAUUUUAGUGAACCUAACGUCGCUCGCCACCGAAAUGGGCCGGCUGGUCUCCGAGGGCUACGUUUUAACCGUUUUAGCGCCCAACGACGAGGCAAUGGCGAAGCUAACGACGGACCAGCUGAGCGAACCGGGAGCGCCGGAGCAAAUCAUAUAUUACCAUAUAAUCCCCGAGUACCAGACCGAGGAAAGCAUGUACAAUGCGGUGAGGAGAUUCGGGAAAGUGUCUUACGAUACAUUGAGGUUGCCACAUAAGGUUUUGGCCCAGGAAGCCGAUGGGUCUGUCAGAUUCGGCCAUACCGAUGGAUCUGCGUAUUUGUUCGAUCCCGACAUUUACACCGACGGGAGGAUCUCCGUUCAGGGUAUCGACAGCGUUCUUUUCCCGCCGGAGGAGAAAGCUAAGGAGGAAAAGAAAACCAUCAAAGUUGCCACUGUUAAACCCAGAAGAGGGAAGUUGCUUGAAGUUGCAUGCCGGAUGCUCGAGACGAUCGGACAGGAUUCUCGUUUCACCACCUGCCGACUAUGAACGCAAUAACCGCCGCUUCCCACGCGAUAUACGAAACUUCAUACGACGAAAAAGGUGAACCAGCAUCGCUUAUAAAGUCCUUGAAUGAGAUGUCUCUGCAUUAGGGUUUUAGUUUUCCCUUCUUUUCUUUCUAUAUUCUGUGGUUCAAAAGGAAGCAGAAAGAUCGCCCUGGUUGGUUGUUGAUAUCUACAAGAUUUUUGUAUUCUGUCAAUUUAUGUGUGUAAUAAUACGGUGGUAGUAAUGGUGGCGGUGCGGCGGCGGGGGGGCAAGGAAAGGGGAAAGGGGAAAGACUGAGGGGUGUUAUUGUGUGUAGAUGGAAGUGAAGAAUCCCACCAUGUAGGUAUACCACUUAAUACUAUGAAAAAGAUAUACUAUAUAUGGUUUGAAAAUAUUAAUAUUCACUUGUGAAUACUCCAAAAAUGCUUCAUAUUGACUUUGCAAUUGAAUUUUGAUUGGUCCA